This is a messenger RNA of Phragmites australis (common reed), 3722 nucleotides long. Its product is annotated as DNA damage-binding protein 1-like. Bases 47 to 3544 code for a protein of 1165 amino acids. The record is from RefSeq and is a predicted model, not a curated record. The transcript is spliced from 18 exons. Gene Ontology annotation, molecular function: protein binding; nucleic acid binding. Gene Ontology annotation, cellular component: nucleus. Lineage: Eukaryota; Viridiplantae; Streptophyta; Magnoliopsida; Poales; Poaceae.
GGCCCGGCCCAAAAAGAGACCAACAGGGCCCAUUUUCUUACCUCCGAUGGCCGAUAGAAUAGAAAAGAAGAACGGAGGGAGCCAAGCUCUGCCGCUCUUUCGUCUCCGACCGCCGUCUCCCUCCUUCUCUCACCUUGUAGAGCCCUCCUCACAGUGGCACACGGCGGCGGCGGAGAUGAGCGUGUGGAACUACGUCGUGACGGCGCACAAGCCGACCAGCGUCAGCCACUCCUGCAUCGGCAACUUCACCAGCCCCAACCAGCUCAACCUCAUCAUCGCGAAAUGCACCCGCAUCGAGAUCCAUUUGCUUACUCCUCAGGGCCUUCAGCCUAUGCUUGAUGUACCUAUAUAUGGAAGAAUUGCAACGAUUGAGCUCUUCCAACCUCAUAAUGAGACUCAGGAUUUCCUUUUCAUUGCUACGGAAAGGUACAAAUUCUGUGUCCUGCAGUGGGAUGCAGAAAAAUCAGAGCUUCUCACCAGAGCCAUGGGAGAUGUUUCUGAUCGCAUUGGCCGCCCUACAGACAAUGGACAGAUCGGAAUUAUCGACCCUGACUGUAGACUUAUUGGUCUUCACCUUUACGACGGCUUAUUUAAGGUUAUACCAUUUGACAACAAAGGACAGCUGAAGGAAGCUUUCAAUAUCAGACUCGAAGAACUUCAAGUAUUGGACAUCAAGUUUCUGCAUGGUUGUGUUAAACCUACUAUUGUUGUCCUCUACCAGGAUAAUAAAGAUGCGAGGCAUGUUAAGACAUAUGAAGUUGCAUUGAAAGACAAAGACUUUGUUGAAGGUCCUUGGUCGCAGAAUAAUUUAGACAAUGGUGCUGGUCUGUUAAUACCAGUACCAGCUCCACUUGGUGGUGUGAUAAUUAUCGGCGAGGAGACAAUAGUUUACUGCAAUGCCAAUGCUACAUUUAAAGCUAUACCAAUCAAACAAUCCAUCAUAAGAGCAUAUGGACGGGUUGACCCAGAUGGUUCUCGUUAUUUACUUGGUGAUAAUACAGGAACUCUGCAUUUACUUGUCCUUACCCAUGAGCGAGAAAGGGUUACUGGUUUGAAAGUUGAGUACUUGGGAGAGACUUCAAUUGCAUCAUCAAUUUCAUAUCUUGAUAACGGUGUUGUCUAUGUUGGUUCACGAUUUGGUGAUUCACAGCUGAUAAAGCUGAACCUUCAAGCUGACGCAAGUGGUUCAUUUGUUGAACUUCUUGAGCGGUAUGUGAAUCUUGGACCUAUUGUGGACUUCUGCGUGGUUGACCUUGAUAGGCAGGGGCAGGGUCAGGUGGUCACUUGUUCUGGGGCAUUUAAAGAUGGUUCCCUUCGGGUGGUUCGGAAUGGUAUAGGGAUUAAUGAGCAGGCUUCAGUAGAACUCCAAGGUAUCAAGGGAUUAUGGUCACUGAAAUCUUCCUUCAAUGAUCCUUACGACAUGUACCUAGUCGUGAGCUUUAUAAGUGAGACACGGUUCUUGGCUAUGAACAUGGAAGAUGAAUUAGAAGAAACCGAGAUAGAGGGGUUUGAUGCACAAACCCAGACCUUGUUUUGUCAAAAUGCCAUCAAUGAUCUUCUUAUACAGGUUACCGCUAAUUCUGUCCGGUUAGUUAGUUGCACCUCUCGAGAGCUAGUGGAUCGAUGGAAUGCACCAGCAGGAUUUUCAGUCAAUGUUGCAUCAGCUAAUGCCAGUCAGGUUCUGUUGGCAACGGGUGGUGGCCAUCUUGUUUACCUAGAAAUCAAGGAGGCUAAGCUUGUUGAAGUGAAGCAUGCACAGCUAGAACACGAGAUUUCUUGUCUUGAUUUGAACCCAAUCGGGGAGAAUCCACACUUUAGUUCCCUAGCUGCUGUUGGGAUGUGGACUGAUAUAAGUGUUAGAAUAUUUUCACUUCCAGACCUUGAAUUAAUAAGGAAGGAAAAUCUAGGUGGAGAAAUUGUUCCUCGGUCUGUUCUGCUGUGCACCUUGGAGGGGGUUAUGUAUUUGCUCUGUGCUCUUGGAGAUGGUAACCUGUUCAGUUUUCUGUUGAAUGCAUGUACAGGUGAACUGACUGAUAGAAAGAAGGUGUCCCUUGGGACCCAACCAAUUAGCCUUCGUACAUUCUCAUCGAAGGGUACAACCCACGUGUUUGCUUCAUCAGAUAGACCGACUGUCAUCUACAGCAGCAAUAAGAAGCUGCUCUAUAGCAAUGUCAAUUUGAAAGAAGUUAAUCAUAUGUGUCGUUUUAAUACAGCUGCUUUUCCAGACAGCCUUGCAAUUGCGAAAGAAAGUGAACUUUCAAUUGGAACCAUUGAUGAUAUCCAAAAGCUUCAUAUCCGCACAAUCCCCCUUAAUGAACAAGCACGACGCAUUUGCCACCAGGAGCAAUCAAAGACACUAGCAUUCUGCAGUUUCAAGUACAACCAGACUAGUAUGGAGGAAAGUGAGACGCAUUUUAUUCGUCUGUUAGAUCAUCAAACUUUUGAGUUCCUGUCUACAUAUCCUCUAGAUCAAUAUGAAUGCGGCUGCUCCAUCAUUAGCUGCUCAUUCUCAGAUGAUAAUAACGUUUACUACUGUGUGGGAACUGCAUAUGUUUUACCUGAGGAAAAUGAACCAACAAAGGGGCGAAUCCUUGUAUUUGCAGUUGAAGAUGGAAGGUUGCAAUUAAUUGUAGAGAAAGAAACCAAAGGAGCUGUUUACUCGUUGAAUGCAUUCAAUGGAAAAUUGUUGGCUGCUAUCAACCAGAAGAUUCAAUUGUAUAAGUGGAUGCUACGUGAGGAUGGUUCACAUGAGCUGCAAUCUGAGUGUGGCCACCAUGGGCACAUACUGGCCUUGUAUACGCAAACCCGUGGUGACUUCAUUGUAGUUGGUGAUCUGAUGAAAUCAAUAUCCUUGCUGGUCUACAAGGUAGCCUUUAACUCUUUGCUUGACACAUUGCAACAAUUCUAUUUUUUAUUCCAAUCUCUUCAUUGGGCCAAUUACCAUUGUUUUUCUUUUGGGCAGCAUGAGGAAAGUGCGAUCGAAGAGCGUGCUAGGGAUUACAAUGCGAACUGGAUGACUGCAGUUGAGAUGCUUGAUGAUGAAAUCUAUAUUGGUGCAGAGAAUAGCUAUAACCUACUCACUGUGCGCAAGAACAGUGAUGCAGCCACAGAUGAUGAAAGGGCCAGGCUUGAGGUUGUUGGGGAGUACCAUCUUGGGGAGUUUGUGAACAAAUUCCGCCAUGGUUCACUUGUAAUGCGCCUUCCAGACUCAGAGAUGGGCCAGAUUCCCACAGUGAUCUUUGGCACAAUCAAUGGGGUCAUUGGCAUUAUUGCCUCCCUUCCACACGACCAAUAUGUGUUUCUGGAGAAGCUCCAGUCCAGUCUUGUAAAGUUCAUAAAGGGUGUUGGAAACCUCAGCCAUGAGCAAUGGCGGUCGUUCCAUAACGACAAGAAGACGGUGGAGGCUCGGAACUUCCUGGAUGGUGACCUGAUCGAGUCAUUCCUUGACCUUAGCAGAAGCAAGAUGGAGGAGGUGGCCAAGGUCGUGGGUGUAUCUGUGGAGGAGCUGUCCAGGAGGGUGGAAGAGCUGACGAGACUUCACUAGAUGAAUGAGUAGAAGUUUGCUGCCACUUAUUCCAUGUAUGUCCGUGGCAACUUUUUAAAUUUUCAGUGUCGUAGUCGCAUGUAGUUUAAUCGCAGUGAGGUGCCUCCUCUGCAACUCGCAAGAUUGACCCUAUUUUGUUGCUUGGAUGACCCAAUAGCAUUUGAGGUGUCGGUUUGAA